Molecule: messenger RNA, 309 nt
Organism: Penicillium cataractarum
Lineage: Eukaryota; Fungi; Ascomycota; Eurotiomycetes; Eurotiales; Aspergillaceae
Product: ATPase inhibitor
Exons: 4
Coding region: 1-309 (102 amino acids)
Biological process (GO): negative regulation of ATP-dependent activity
Cellular component (GO): mitochondrion
Molecular function (GO): ATPase inhibitor activity
Source: RefSeq, a predicted model, not a curated record
AUGCAAUCCCUCUCUCGCCCAAUCCUCCAAACCAAAGCACCAACACCCCUCCUCCUCCGAGCAUUAACUACAACUCCAUCCACCAUGGGCGCAGGCGAUACCGGCGCUCCCAAAGCGCGAGGCUUCCUAGCGGAAAAGGACCAGUUCCAGCGUCGAGAGGCGGCCCAGGAGGCGAUGUAUAUUCGGCGGCAGGAGAUGGAGAAGAUUGAGAAGUUGCGGUUGAAGAUGAAGGAGUCGCAGAGACAUAUGGCCGAGUUGGAUAAGCAUUUGGAGGAAUAUGCGAAGAGUCAGGGUGGGGAACAGAAUUGA